AUUUGUCCUGGCGCGAACUUUCGAGGUUCAUCUCGAAUCAGACGAUGAGCACAGCGGGCCUUCGACGGCAGAUGGCUUAAAGUUAAGAUUCCCCUUCCACGCGCCUGCGACUUCCGUAUAUAUUCGCGCAUACUUCUUCCCAUUUCCUCUAGCGAUUCGGUAACCGAUCCAUAAAAGCGUCGACGAUCAAGCGAUUUUCUUUUGGUCCCAUCAGCUGCAGCUGCACGUCCACACACGCACAGAGAGAGAGAUGUGUUUGGUGUUCGUUUGCGACGAGGACGAGAAGGUGAUCGGGAGGCAGCCGGCGCCGGGGGCGUGCCCGUACUGCGGGGGGAUGAUACAGGCCAUGGACGUGGAGAGCCAGUGGCGCUUCUGCUUCCUCCCUCUCUACUUCCGCACCAAGCGCCGAUACUACUGCACCCUCUGCACCCGCCGCCUCGUCCUCCACCAGUGAUUCUCCGAAAUCCCCAAACCGAUCAAUUGAUCAGAUGAAAAAGACGGGAAGUCCGCUUCGAUCGGAUGAAUAAAAAACCCUCAGGUUCAGGUUAGAAGACGUACGUGCUUUAUCGGAGAAUUAGCGUGUAAUUAAUAUCUAAAUUGCAAUUUUUGUUUUUUCCUUUUCCCUUUUUUUUUAUUUAAUACAUAUGGAUUUUUAUACUUAUGGAUGCUUUCUCUUACAUAAUCCUGACUACAUAAGAACUGAACUUUGGGUUCUAAUGUGCAAAUGGCAGUUUGUGUUUGUGAUGUUCUUCUUA
Messenger RNA from Punica granatum (pomegranate), 755 nucleotides. Lineage: Eukaryota; Viridiplantae; Streptophyta; Magnoliopsida; Myrtales; Lythraceae. The record is from RefSeq and is a predicted model, not a curated record.